This is a messenger RNA of Danaus plexippus (monarch butterfly), 2450 nucleotides long. Its product is annotated as zinc finger protein 483-like. Gene Ontology annotation, cellular component: nucleus. Gene Ontology annotation, biological process: regulation of transcription by RNA polymerase II. Bases 156 to 1766 code for a protein of 536 amino acids. Lineage: Eukaryota; Metazoa; Arthropoda; Insecta; Lepidoptera; Nymphalidae. The transcript is spliced from 9 exons. The record is from RefSeq and is a predicted model, not a curated record. Gene Ontology annotation, molecular function: zinc ion binding; DNA-binding transcription factor activity, RNA polymerase II-specific; RNA polymerase II cis-regulatory region sequence-specific DNA binding.
UUCAGUUCUAUAACUGUCAUACUGUUUUUGUCGUGGAUUUUUCAUCGACACGAAGAUUCAAGCCCUUUAACACUAGAUAGACUUGACGAUUUCCGACAAUUUUUUAAGUUACGGGUUUUGCAACACUUCAAUAUUUACAAAUUGGUAUUUUGAAAAUGUUAGAUCCCAUUACUGGAAUAGAUUAUGAAUCAUGCCGAAUAUGCUUGUCAAAUAAGAGGUCCUUAUGUCCUCUUUUUAAAUAUAAGUUAUCCGGUAACUAUGCAGAAAUGCUUACAGCUAUUGCCGAUGUAAAGGUAUGUUCAAACGAUGGGCUACCUGAAAAGAUUUGCCACAAAUGUUGCACAGCUCUGGAAAAAGCUUAUAUUAUUAAAACUGUUGCUGAAAGAUCAGAUCGCAAACUGAGGCAAUUAGUUGCAAAGGCAAAUGAAAAGUUACCGACAAAAAAGAUAGCAUUUGACUCCUUCACUGAUAUUAAAAGUGAAAUUGGACCUCUGACUGUGAAAUGUGAACCAAAAUGGGAAAUGGAAAUUGAUGUAAACAAUAAAACCGGAGCUCCAAUAAUAGAGACUAUUGAAGGAAGAGAUAUUGUUAUUGCUGAUACUGUCAUAAGAAAAGUUGAUUCAAAUAAUGACUUUAGUUCGUCAAACGAAAACAAGAACUUUGAUUCUGAUACAGAUUUCCUUGACGAUCACAUAUUCCGUGACGAUGAUGAUGACGAUUAUUUGCCUCCAGCUGAAAAAACUAAGAGUAAAUUUAAGAAGCCGACAUUGGCAGAUAUAAAAGUAUUUAAAGCCAAGAAACCGGUUGUUAGAAAAGUGAAGGUGAUAAAGCAGUACAAACAAGAACCAAUAAAUGAUGAAGACACAAAUGAUGAUUAUUUUGGUGAUAUGAAAUCAAAGACGACUACAAUUACGUGCUAUCCAGUUAAUAAAAGUGGUGUAAGAGGACCACCUGUACUCCUCAAGAGGCCGAAGGAUCUGACAGUUUUAAAAAUUCAGAAAAAUUAUCAGACCAAAAUAGAACCGAAAGAUCGACCGGCACGAAGCAAUAGUACUUUAAGAAGAGUUAAAAAUCCAAAGGGGGUUUUGAAAGAGAGAGAAAAACUUGUUUGUCCCAUUUGUGGAAUCUUAACAUUCAGUUUAGGCAACCAUAUAGCCACUCAUGAAGAAAAGAAAAAAUUCACAUGUUCAGAAUGUCCCCGGUCAUUUGUGCAAAAGAGUAAUUUAUUGGUGCAUUUAAAAAAACAUAAUGGAGUCAAGGAUCAUAUCUGUGAAGUUUGUGGAGCUGGGUUUUAUACACAGAAAUCAUUAGCAAGGCAUAAUCUGAUACAUAAAGGAGAAAGACCAUUCCCAUGUAAUUUAUGUUCCAAAAAAUUUAUUGCGCGUUGUGAUCUCAACCGCCAUCUUCGUAUCCAUGCUGGUUAUAAGCCGUACAAGUGUGGAACAUGCGCUAUGUCCUUCAACGCCAAACAUCAGCUGCAGAACCAUGAAAGAAUGCAUACCGGAGAGAGACCAUAUUCAUGUCAGAUAUGCAAUGUCGCGUUCAGUUAUAAAGUGAACCUUAACAAUCAUGUAUACAAAGUGCACGGUAUCAAUUUGAAGUUCAAAUCCAUUCACACUGUAACUGAGGAGGUUUUACGUCGCGAGCUGGGAUUAGCAAGUGAGGCUGCGGUCGCACAGAUGAUGCCACAUCUGGACCGAAUGACAGAUGUACCUACACCAGCUGCACACGAGACUGUUCAUCAUACUGUUGACUUCACAGUCUAGUAACACAGAUUAUACUGUUAGGGACAAAUUAAUGAAACAGAAGACUGUUUGGAACAGAUUAAAAAUAACAUGAGCUAUGUUAUUAUUAUCUUUGAUAGAGAGUUAUUUGCCUUAAUUGAAGGCUUCAUUAACAUGAGAGAAGUUAGGAAAGUUUCAUAUUAUUGGUGUGGAAUAGUAGGCCAACAAGAAGAGAUGAGAAAUGUAUUUUUUUCUUUUUAUUUUAUGUUACUCAAGCAGUAAGUGAAACUAAAGUAAAUAUAUUUUCCUAAUACAAAACAUUAUUUACAGGAAAGAACAUUUUGUAAUAUGUAUUAAAUAUGUAAUUGAAGUUGAUACUAAAAAGCCCUGAUACUCAAAUUACAUAAAAUAACUAGCACGGAACUGAAAUAGUUGUAUAUGUAUAUAUAUUACUACAUUUAUGUGGCAAACUGUAUGAAAAAUAUCUAUCAUAACACCAGAUAGGCUUUCUAAAGCAUUAUAAGAAUGACUCAUGCGUUGAAUGGUAAUACGAUAGUUCUCAACCUUAAAACUUAAAAAAAAAUGUCAACAUACAUUAUACAAUUAAGUAAAUGUUAUUCAAAUUUAUAAUUGUAAUUUUUAAUGUGAAUGUCAAGUAAUCCGAAUUGUUAGUAUGAAUGUGAUGUAUUGAGGACCCAACAAUAAAAGUGAAAUCUUUUAAUGAAA